UCGAUUCCCAGACUGAGUGUGCUGGGGCGACAUGCCGGGGCAGGUCAACGUGUACCUGCGCCAAGAGAGUACAUCGAAGGUGUUCAAGCCAAGGCCCACGCUUUCCAACGGAAUGUCCAAGAGGCGGCUCUUGGACACCACCACUAGGCAAUGGCAAUUCUGGACCUGCUGAAGUGCACGUGCCGAUCCUGGCCGGGCAAACGCCUUUCUUGCAGGACGAGUGUAGCCCGUCGUGGGCGCGUUUGUCGUCCUUGCGACCUUGAACGCAACCAAACUUGUCCAAGUGCAAUUUUGUUGAUGGCUCGGUACUCUCGUCGCGGUCGGCACGCAGUCAGGUCUCUAACGUCAUAUAAACCAUGGAUGGAUGGCAAAGCUGGUCGACAAGGCGCUAUUGCAACGAAUUAGCAGUCUCCUGUGUAUCCAUCGGGAUCGCUCUGUAGUUUGCCAAGGGGAUUGAGCCAUCUCGUUCAACUCUAAAAGACGGUAAGAGGUCAUCUAGUUUCUCACGGGCGGUGUCCGGGUCCGCCCGAGUUUGUGUUUUUGGCUUGGCUUGCUCUUUUACCUUCGUUGGGACUUUGAUAUUUUCACCAUGAAACGAAACGGCUUCGACUUGGUGGCGCAUGCACAGUACUUGGCCAGCGUCGCGGCGCGCGUCGCGGGAGGAGAAGACCCACGUGCCAUUCCAUCCUACCGCAAACACAAAUACCAUCUCCAACGGCAGCACCAAGCAGCAGCUCUCGCCGGAACCAUCGAGCCAUCGGUGGAACUGGCGCUCCCUUCCGUUGAAGACGUCGCGGUCACGGUGCCGGGACAACCGUCUGUGUGCUGCUGCCCUGAACAUGACACAGUGGUGAUGUCCACCGAUGCAACCAUGUCGAAAAGUUGCAACGAGUUCGGCGACCCAGCCGUCCAAGCACGACAUGCAUACCUCAUGCAGCUCAUCUGUCCCGCCUUGCGCCACACCAAAACAAUCUCCCUCCACACUGUACCGACCCACGCAGCCGACGCCUUGCAGCAAGCCCGCCCAUGCGCUCGAGACGGGGCGUCCUUGACAACAUGUGGGGACGUGCUCGUGCUGUUUGGAGGGUGUUACAUCGCCGAUCCAUCGCUCCUACAUCCACGCACGCUUGUUCCGCCGCGCCAAACGGCCAAAAGCACCGUAUUCUACUCGCAUCAUGUCUUUUGCUACAUGCCAGAGUCGAACGUGUGGGACGUGCCCCGCCUGAGUGGAUCGUUUCCCCCAGGCCGCGCGGACCAUUCGGCGGUAUACGUUGCCGCCAGCUCGACUUUGAUCGUGUUUGGGGGCCGGGGCAAGCAUGCCGUCGUGUUCCAGGACCUCUUUUGUUUGCGCGUCCAUGGCGGCGGCAUCUGGACGUGGUCCGAGCCCAAGGCGCCGGCUUCAACCAAUAUCCACGUGCCGCCCCCUCGGUUUUGGCAUUGUGCAGCAUUCGACCCGGACGCGAACUCGAUGUUUGUGUUUGGGGGCAAAGACCUGUACUCUGUCUACGGCGACAUGCGCCAAUUGCAUGACAUGCGGACGUGGUCAACUGUGGCAGCGCUGGGGCAGCCACCGUCUCCGAGGUUUGGGGCGACGAUGCAGUGGCUAGGACCAGGCCAACUCGCCAUCUUGGCAGGAUGGGAAGCUCGUCCUGUCCCCCUUCGCGACGAAAACCGAUGGCUCGACGUGUUCAUUUUGGACGUGGUGGCAGGCAUUUGGUCGCGGCCCCACCUGUCGGCGCACUUCUUGGGCCGCACUAUCCCGACGGAACGCAUGCUGGCCGCAACAUUCCUGCUUGAUUCCACGACACUGGUUGUGUUUGGGGGCUACACUUACGGUCGUGACGCCAGCGUACGCGAUGAGCGCCCCUGGUUCGAACUGGAGCCGCCCCCUCGGACGGUGGGGCUCCCCACUCCGACGCGCUACAUGCACGGCAUGAAAUUGGAGCCCGUACCAGACCAAGCCAUCUUUACGCUCAAGUUGGAUGUGAUGGUGUGGCGGCGGCAGCCGCGGCACGCUAUGUCUCUCCCCACAUCCGUGAUGUGUGGGGCUGGCGCCGUGUGGCGAGGUCAAGGCAUCCUAGCGGCCAUCUCCCACCACACUCUGACCGAGAUGGAACUCGUGGCCGUGAUGGCAACGCCGACGACGACGCUGGCGACGAUGGAGAAGGAGUUCUUGCUGCACAUGGUGGAGAAGUUCCAGGAGGAGCCGCAGUUCUGGCUCCUUGUCGCGGCCCUCAUCUGCAUCCCGCUCUUGGUUGUGUCGCUUCUCGCCGCCACAUCCCUUAUUCGCAGCAUCGACGACGACGAGAGCGCAAAGAAGUCCCAGUAG
Aphanomyces invadans is the source of this 2329-nucleotide messenger RNA. RefSeq lists its product as hypothetical. The record is from RefSeq and is a predicted model, not a curated record. Bases 590 to 2329 code for a protein of 579 amino acids. Gene Ontology annotation, molecular function: protein binding. The transcript is spliced from 3 exons. NCBI's taxonomy places the organism in Eukaryota, Oomycota, Saprolegniomycetes, Saprolegniales, Verrucalvaceae.